Messenger RNA from Cloeon dipterum, 3636 nucleotides. RefSeq lists its product as uncharacterized. NCBI's taxonomy places the organism in Eukaryota, Metazoa, Arthropoda, Insecta, Ephemeroptera, Baetidae. The record is from RefSeq and is a predicted model, not a curated record. The transcript has 13 exons. Gene Ontology annotation, biological process: signal transduction. The coding region runs from base 230 to 3232 and encodes 1000 amino acids.
GUUUUGACCAAUCUGCUGCUCCAAUUAAUUUUGCCCGCCAAUGGGAGCAGAGCGAUAAAAUUCUAGUUUUGAGCGGAAUUCUGUCGCGGUGUCGCCGCUAAAUCGUUGCUCGAGCUGUUACCUUGCAACUGGUGACGAUGUUGAAGGGAUUACAUUUUUAGUUAUUUCGCCGAUUUUUUGAGUUGAAGGCACCAUAAAUUCACACGAAACAAGGUGACGGAAUUCCACGAUGCACGUUUUUUCGCUGGAAAACAGGGAAAUCCUCCUGGGUCACCUGGAAAAAGAACUGCAGAGAAGAUUGGGAGUGAAGGCCAGUGCUUUGAAAAUUAAAAAAGCUAAAAAGCGUCACUCAACGCUGAAGACAAGAAUUUUCCAGCGUCCCUUGGAGGCUCUUCCAAAACAACCAAUUUUGCUGAAGUCAGGAGGAGUUGUUGACGUGCCUUGUUUUGUUGUUGAUUUGUGCCAGGAAAUCGGAAAGCACUUGGACACUGAAGGGAUCUUUCGAAAAGCAGGCUCAUCCACAAGGCAGAAAGAAAUUAAGACGCACUUUGAAGCCGGUGGAACAGUUCAGGAAAACUUCCAUGAAGUUGAUUUGGCCAAUGUUCUAAAACAUUUCCUUCGGGAGUUGCCAGAGCCGCUAAUUUCUCCUGCAUUUCAAGAUGUUCUCUCAAAGGCUCAGAAGCAAAGCAAUGAAUUCAUGAUUUUGCUGUGCACGUUGCUACCAGCAUCUCAUUUGCACCUGCUGGCCUUUUUGACUGAGUUUCUUCUUGACGUGGCCUCUUUCUCCAAGUGCAAUUUGAUGCCCGCCAGUAAUCUGGCAAUCGUCCUUUCCCCUUCAUUUAUGCCCAUUUCAGAGCACCGCCACGACAAGCUGACAAAUCAUGCUCUGCAGCAUGAUAACAACAUCCGGAUCCUCGAGGUCCUAAUUAACGAGUCCAAAGACAUUGGAGAGAUCCCAAUGGCCCUGGGUUACCAGCUUGGCCUAAUUGACGACGAAAAGUCUGAUGAAGUCGCCAGCAAUGCCAGCAUGGACUCUGUGAGCUCCAAAACCAAGCCAAGGAAACGACGCAGUGGCUCUUUGACAAAAAUGUUCAAUGGAAUUCGGAAAAUCGUUGGUGGCGGUGGUGCUCGACCCCCAUCACCCACCGAAACAGAAACUCCGUGCAAAGCUGUGCACACACCUGUCAUCAAAUCAACCAAAAAACGGAAGGCUGAUACGCCUGCACCAGUAGCCAUGUCAGCUAAAAUGAAAUUAGAUGUACUGCACUCUAUUCCUGACGGCGUGCUGCUGUCAAGCACACCUUUCAAACCAGUCAGUAUGAAGCCAAUGCCCUCUGAUACGCCCGCUAAGUCGCACUUAACUAUUACCCCCAUUCUUAAGCCCAAAAGCCCUCCAAAACCGGUGAAAAAGAGUCCUCACCCUCAGGGAAUUAAAGUCAAACAGAAAAGUAGAUUUUUCACUCCUCGUUCAAAGUCUGAAAGCAUUUUGCAAAGAGUGAUGGGACAGCCAGAGCUGAAGAAGCCUCGUCUGAGUUUUGGCUCAAAGAAGACCUCAAAGAAACAGCUGGUGAAAGCUCCAAACUUGUCCCCGCCCAAGUCAGAAGUUGAGCCUAAAGUGGAGCCAGCGCCACCAGUUUCGCGGACACUGCGGCGCAAGAAAAGCUGGAGCUCGCUGAGUGGUUCCCUGGGCCGAAACAUGCGCCGUUUGGCUCCGAUAACUUUCUCAGACACCCCUCUACUGUCGUCUCCCUACGCCCCGCGUCUGCGAGGAAAAAUUCCAGAAGGCCUGGGAGGGGCGACGGCCAUGGUCGACCUGUCGCCAGCCCUGAACCUGCAGUCGCAGUACGAUGAAAUCAAAAACAAAGUGGCCUCUCUGGAGAGCCAGCUGAACCAAGUCCUGAGCCAGGCGCAGCAGCAACAGCAGCCAGAGGAGAUGGACACAAAUGGCCACACGGCCAGCUUCGUCCAGACCGAGUACGAGAAGACCAUUGAGGACGCCGAGCCCUUCAACACCUGCCAGACGACGGACCAACUGGCCAAACGUCUUAGCAGGGAGCUGAAAAUCCGCCGCUCGGCCGAGAACAGGAUCAUCCGCUCGCCCAGUGCGAGGAAAAUCGGCACUUUGCGGCGCAGGUCCAAGGAGACCGGCCGCAUCGUGAAGACUAAUUCAAGCACUAGGCUGUCCAGAAGUCCGCAGAGGAGCGUCACCGGCACCGGCCAGACAAGCAGGAGUCUGCAGAGGGGCCGCCCCAAUAGCAUUACCUCUGGGCUGACCCAGCCAAGCCCUGGCCAACUGCAGCGGCAAAAUGCUCCCUCUGAGAGCAAUCUGUGCUCCGCUGUCGCAUCAAGCAGCACAUCACAGCAAGUGUCAACGCCUGUGGUGACUGAAAAGGUCGCUUGGCCGACGGCAGAGCAGACCAAGUCGCCUAAGUUCGCCAUUCCCAUGUCUUCCGUGAGGGGCAUGUCGACUCGAAGCGCCGUGCGCAAGGCCUCCUCGUUCCACGCGCCAGAGUCUCCAAUGAGCCAUCUUCACGUGCGAAAGACGCCGAGCUUCCGCAACGCCAGCAGCCAGGACGAGUCGUGGCUGGAUGCCAAGUCCUUCCUCAGCCACAACACUCCCAGUAAACUCGACUCGGUCGGCCGGCCCUCGAUCGCUGAGAUCAAGAACAAGAGGGCCGGCAUGGUGUUGGCCAGUGUCAAGCUGUUUGAAACCAGUCCUGUGGAGGAAAAGCGCAAGGGCGGCGCUAAAUCCAAAGAUACAUCCCCUCUCAUCAGCCCAAAGUCGAAAAGCCCAAAGAAAAGGCUCAGUGCUGGUUGGAAGCCGACAAAUACAGUCACCCCAGAGCGCAGGCGGUCAGCAAACUUCCCCCGUCGUUCAGUAACCCAGGAAAAAGAGAACGUCUCCUCGCCCUGCGACACCCUGAAAGCCAUCAAAACCCAGUUCUCCCCGAAAAUGGAGCUGCCAAUGUGUCUGAAGGAGACGAUCUAUGACGUGUGCACCCCGAAAGUGCCGCAAGUGAAGUCUCCCCUGGCCGCCGUGGACGUCAACAAAAUCAACCCCUCGACACCAAAGCAAUGCCCCACGAUCAAGAGGCCGCUCAGCGUGAGACCUGUCGCGGCCAGUGCCUUCAAGAGAACCCCGUACCAGUCUUACGCAACCCCGUGCGGCGCCACGCCUGUCUCAGUCAGAAGAUCUCCGCGGUUGAACGGGGUUGCCCUGACAUUCUCUUAACAAGUCUGUAAAAUACAAUAUGAUAUGCUCAAUUCUUAUGGUUAAUCCAGCAGUUUUUAUUACUUUGCGUGUGGAUUUCAUUGAUUCAUUUGAAGAUGUUUUACUGCCAAAAUGCUGUUGCACUUAUGCCAGAAUCCUCAUGAAUUUUACAUCUCUGUUGGAAGUCUCACUGGCAUUCAGGCGCUGCGCAGCGUAGAGUCAUUCCCAUUGAAAUCUUUUUGUUAGCCAUAAGUUACGAGGUAAGAAUCUCAUCAUUUUAGACUUUAUUAUUUCCUUUGAUCUUUCAUUUACUUAAAAUCAAAUGAUCUGAUUUUUGUUCUGUUCUUGCCAAUAUCUAAACUUAAAAUAUUAACACUUAUUAUUUUUGGUCACUUUUUGCAAACAACUGUAAAAUAAUAUUGUUU